AGAAGGCACCCCACCCGGCAUCGCACACCUGACUCGCCUACCCAACCAGCAUCAUCAUCGCUACCGAGUCCCCCGCGGACUCACUCACUCCUCGUCCCCCAAUUCACUCACUCAUCGCACUCUUGUACUGCACGACCCCCCCCCCCCCCCCCCCCCUCGACAUCCUCGCAUCUACUACUGGUGCUGCUACUGCUGUGAGCAUCCCCCCCUUGCACCUCCCCCCAACGCCCCCUCCGGUGGGAAUCCGCCAUCGACGGCUAUUCCCGGUAAAGGCACUGGCCGCUUCUCCGUCGUCGCUUGCCCCCCCAUCGACCCGACCGACCGACCGCCCGACAUCUCCAUCACAUCACACUCAUCGGCUGCUCGACUCCCCCCCUUGCCCCCUCCCUCUUUCCUACAUCAACCAGCCCAGCAGCAAACACACACUCUCUUAUCACCACACCCUCGGUACCGUUGCUUGGCAGCAGACGAACACCGCCCUCAACCCGCGGUACACGCGCCGCGCCUGUCUCAUCCGCCCGGUCCUCGUUUGCCCACUCAUCUCAGCAUCCGCUCAAGACCGCCCUUCUUCCGCAUCGCAGUCAUGGCCCCCAUCGUCACCUCCUCCCCACUCGCCGUGGUGGUCCUGCUGCCCGAGGCGCUCCCAUCAGCUCUGCCGCCCCAGGGUUCCCCGUCGUCCCCUCCUCAGCUCACAUCACGCCGAUCUGCCCAUGGCAUUUCGCCGGGCGGCAUCAGCCCACUGCUCUCGGCCACGGUCGACAGUGAACAUGCCGCCGGCAGUCGACGGCUCAGUCUCGCACCGGGCCUCGGCGCUGGCAUCAAGAUGUCAAGCUCGCGGCCGCCGGGGGGAAGCCCAUCGCCAGUGCGGAACAGCCCCUCCGCAGCCCGCAGCCCGUCGUCUCUGUCGCCUCUGACAAAACCCUCGGCCGACGACUCGGGAGACUUUGCAAGCUCCCUGGGUCGCACGGGCUCUGGAUCGCGCACAAACCGUCGCUCGUCAAACCCUCACGCUGUUCCCGCUGGUGUCUCGGCCGCUCUCAAGCAGCCAAGAGGCAGCGUGGCUGCCCCCAGUGGCAUGGGCCUCACGGCUGUACUCGCUUCUGGACGCCGCCCGGGCGCCGAGGGCGACGAGCUGGUCAACGUUCUCCGCAAUGGUGGUCUCGAAGUGACGUCCAUCAGACAAGUGUCUCAUCUCCCUUCAAUCCUCAACGCUACCGCUGCAGGUGGCAGUUCUCCCAACCUGUCCACUCCUCGUCCAAGCAGCACUUCUGCCCCGGCCCAGCAGGUCGUCCUCGUACCCUUGGGCUCGACUCCAUCACUACCCUCACUGUCCCUUCUCUUGGCACAGGGCACGACCCCAACUGCCGUCGUCUUCCAGCAAGACCUCCUGGACCGUGCGAGGAAGAUGGAGGAAGAGUGGUUGUCCACAGCACUCCAAGGCAUCCACAAAGUGUCCGACUUGGUUGAGCAAUCUCGGAGCCAGCAGCCUCAAGACUCGUCAACGCCGCCAGUCAUUAUUGCUUACGUCGCCGACGGUGCACUCUCGCCAUCAGCACUGUCAGCGAUCGUGGCAGCUGGUGCUGCCGGUGUCCUGCGCCCCCCACCAUUCGACCGCGACAGCGUCAAUCUCCUCAUUCAGUUGGUCAAGGCGGCCAACGACGGAACAUCGCCUGAUAACCUUGUCGGCUUGUCGGUCUCGCCAGCAGGAAGCAACGCCAUCUCACCGACACUGUCGGCGACCUAUGAGGACGAGACCAAGGUCGUCCUUACGCCAACUGCACUCGCCAUGGGAGCCGAGCAUGAGGGCGAAAAGUUCCUUGCCGCUAAGCUUGCCACUAGGAGCGGCAAGCUUGGACGUGUCGUUUCCAACGAGUCUGCCGAUCUCGGCGAGGGCCAGGCCCCUGUGCCUGUCCUCUCCGAUCUUCCUAGCGCAAAGGAGCGCAUCCUUGACUCGCUGACCGUCAACAACGACGCGGCGCGGCGACGCAGUGUUGAUACCGGCCGCAUCGCCCUUGCCUUUAACCGGCAGGCCGCGCGCGCCGUCCACUUUGAGUCUGCCGAGAGCCCAUUGGCGCGCCGUGGUAGCUUCAAUGUCGUUGCCGGUGACAAGGAACAGGAGGCGGCAGGUGGAAACACUGCCCAGUUCGCAGAGGUCCUCAGUGAGCUGUACCAGCAAACCAUGAACUCGAUCGACAUCCACAUGGCCGAGUAUGAUGAACUGGCGGCCCCCCUGUCCAGAGACGAGCGUGUCAGACUCGUUAACGCCAUCUCAUCCUGGGAGUUUCUGCCCCACAAGCUCUCGCAAGCGGACCUGUAUAGAGUCGCAUGCUUGAUCUUCGAGGCCAUCCUGAGCAUAGACGGCUUGGCGGAGCUGAACGUGGACAAGGAUCAAGUCGACCGCCUGUUGUUUGCGAUUCGCGCGAUCUACCAUGAGCCGAACCCGUACCACAACUAUGUCCACGCCAUUGACGUCCUUCAAGCAUCAUACUCGUUCCUCGUGUCGAUCGGCGUUGCACCGCCAGCCGAGUUCCUCAUUGACCUCAAGCCAGGUACCGUCUGGCACCGGUCUACCGAGCCAGCCUCCGGUUCCUCUGCACGGGCCCGCGAGAUCCUCCGUCCUCAGGAUGUACUAGCCGUCGCUCUUGCUGCCAUUGGCCACGACGUCGGACACCCGGGCUUGAGUAACGCUUUCAUGAAAAACGCGAAGGUGCCACUCUCUGUCGUGUACGACGACAAGUCGGUGCUCGAGAACAUGCACUGCAUGCUGCUGGUCCACCUGCUCCGCAAGCAUGGCUUCAGCUUCCUCCUCGGCCCCGUACGCUCGGAGGAGGCCAUGUCCCACCCAGAACGUGCCGCGAUCGAUUACCGCAGCUUCCGCCGCGUGCUGUACAGUGCCAUCUUGGCAACCGACAUGAGUCUCCACUUUGCCUGGAUCCAGAGACUCAAAGAGUUUGCCGAUUCGUCGCCAGAGACAGAAACCAAAGUCGAGCGUGCAUCGCACAUUGAGGAGGAUCGCGUCAUGCUCUGCCAGGCGCUCAUCAAAUGUGCCGACAUAAGCAAUCCUGCCCGACCCAUCGACAUCUCGGAGCACUGGUCCACCGUCCUUUUGGACGAGUGGUGCAAGCAGGCGUCGCUUGAGGAGGAGCUCUCACUCCCCGUGUCAGUCGUUGCCGGCGUCGACGCAAGGCUGCAGGCCAAGGGUCAGGUCGGCUUCAUCGACCUGUUCACCAAGCCGCUCUUCGUGACCACGGCCGAGGCGCUGCCCGAGAUGCAGCCGUUCGCCGACUCGUGUAUCAAGAACCGCGGGAUCUGGCAGGAGCGAUUCGAGCGGCUCGAAUCCGAGCCCGAGCUCAACGACGCCAAGUCUGCCGUGCUCGCGGCAAAGGUGCAGCCCCCGACCCCAUCGUCCCAGGACUCGCGCUAUCGCCAGCUCUUCCCCCUCAUCCUGCCUGCCUCGCUCGUCGCAUCAGCAAUCAGCAACAACGACGACGCCUCAUCGACCUCGUCAUCUCAGCCCCUGACACCAACAGGCGACCCCCGCACCACCACAUCCCCGGCAGCGCGCGCCGUGCGUGUCGUGUACCAGCACGAAGUGGCAGAUCGCCAGCGGUCAGCCCUCGCGCGCCACGUCCUUGCCCUCACCACGACGGCCGGGCUCAAUAGCCCACCGCUCAACCCUCGCCGAAUGUCCACGCCCGAGGCCCUUCUCGUCAAGGGCAGGACUUGAUCACCUGUCAUGCUCCAUCCAACCUCACUGUCAUUCUCUCCUUUUGUCUAUUUGCUUGCUUGUCGUAUCGUAGAAUCAGCGCCUACUGCGGCAAUGUACCACCUUGUCAAUGA
Messenger RNA from Vanrija pseudolonga, 3840 nucleotides. RefSeq names its product 3',5'-cyclic-nucleotide phosphodiesterase regA (gene regA). The transcript is spliced from 6 exons. Gene Ontology annotation, biological process: signal transduction. Gene Ontology annotation, molecular function: 3',5'-cyclic-nucleotide phosphodiesterase activity. The record is from RefSeq and is a predicted model, not a curated record. Lineage: Eukaryota; Fungi; Basidiomycota; Tremellomycetes; Trichosporonales; Trichosporonaceae. The coding region runs from base 584 to 3727 and encodes 1047 amino acids.